Molecule: messenger RNA, 809 nt
Organism: Loa loa (African eye worm)
Lineage: Eukaryota; Metazoa; Nematoda; Chromadorea; Rhabditida; Onchocercidae
Exons: 2
Coding region: 74-559 (161 amino acids)
Cellular component (GO): Z disc; nucleus
Molecular function (GO): transcription coregulator activity
Source: RefSeq, a predicted model, not a curated record
AAUAGAUCAAGUAAUACUUGGCAAAAUGCGUGACCUAGAUAGAUGGGGUAGAUUUUAAUGGUCUAAAAAGCGGAUGUUAGAUUCUUUCUGGCUCAAUCGAUCAUUCACUGGCAUUAGGAACAUUUGCUAUUCCAAAAUGUUUCGUAGAGGUCGCUGUGCAAAAUGUGCAGAGCCAUUUCUGAACGAGCAAGCUAUUUUGGCACGCGGACAACUGUACCACGUGAACCACUUAUGCUGCAACUAUUGCGAUGAGCGGAUAUGUUAUAUCGAGGAAAGCUUCAUCAUGGACGGUAUUAAAGUCGCAUGUACUCGUUGCUUCGACAAACUCAGCCCCAAAUGUCAUAAGUGCAAAAGGUCCAUUGUCAACGAUUAUGUCGUAAAUGAUGGUGGCUUAUAUCACCUUAACUGCUUUAAAUGCACCCGAUGUCAUCGUGUUUUGGAUGUGGAAUAUUUUGAAGAUGAAGAUGGUCGUCUAUUAGACAGAAAAUGUGUUUGGGGCGAAGUGCUAAUGGAUCACAUUGUUCAUGAUAUUAAUAACAUUGUUCCUUCUAAAUACUGAUCGAUUCUACAUGUGAUAAAUGAAAUACUAAGUUAUGGUUGUCUUUUAAUUGUAAUAAUCAGUAUAAAACCAUGAAAGGUCCCCCAUCUCUUCCUGGACAACUUGAUAAUCAAAGAGGACGAGAUCUGGAUCCUCUUAAACCUUUAAAUGUGAGCUUGACAUGAGGAAUUUAAUUUCAUUUACAAUUUUAUAUCCUUGAGAAUUUGAAAAGCAUGAAAUUACGUCGGCACAAUGUUAAUCGCUAAAACUA